AUGGGCGCCUGGGCGGAUUACGUCAGCUACCCCAGUCCGUCCGCCGACAGCGCCGUGCACUCGCCCAUGGACGUCGACGGCUUCGCCCACGCCCGCGAUCGCUACGGCAGCGAGCCCGAGGCCGAUUUCGCCAUGGACGACGCUGGCCCGGCGCGCCAGCACAGCCUGCCCGGCCGCAUGCUGUCGUUUGCAGAUGGGCUCUCGCCCGUGUCGCGGCACGGCAUGAAACGCCGCGCUUCCUCGCCGCCGCGGGGCGCCGCAGCGGACCCGAUGUACGCCUUCGCGGACGUCGUCGAGAAUCGGGACCGCAGGCAGCUGGGGCUCCGAUCCAACAGCUGCACGUCACCCAGCACUUCCCGCUACCCCGUCAGCCACGGGUCGAUUUCGUCGAUCUCGAGUCUGCGCACGGAAUCGUACGGCUCCUCGACCGGGUUCUCGGUCGCGGCGAGCAGCAUUACGUCCUUUGGCGGACGAUCCCCGGGCGCCAUGUCACCAACGUCGGAGCUGGAGACGUGCUAUGAAAAACCAUAUUUAACACCCGCGCCCCACCGCGCGCAGUAUUCCGACCUGGUGGAUAUCAAAGGAUCCGUGUCGCGAAAGGGAUCGACGCAGAACGGCAUUAGCCUGUCGAAGCCUACCGCUCCAAGGAUAGGAAGGUUGUAUAUUUGCGAGUGUUGCCCGAAAAAACCCAAGAAGCUAGAGAGUUUAGAAGAGCUACGGGCCCAUGAGCUGGAAAAGCAAUACACCUGCCAAUUCUGCAACAAGCGGUUCAAGAACAAGAACGAAGCGGAACGCCACCAGAACUCGCUCCACCUGCGGCGCCACUCGUGGUCGUGCGCGGCACUGUCAAAUCCCGAGUCGGCUUUCCACCCUUCCGCGUCGCCGGCGUACCAGACGCCCAACGGCGCGUCGCACGACACCUGCGGCUACUGCGGCGCGGAAUUCGCCAACUUCCCGGCGCCGGAGUGGGAGCGGCGCAUGGACCACCUCAUCAACAGCCACAAGUUCGGCGAGUGCAACCAGGCCAAAAAAUUCUACCGCGCCGACCAUUUCCGCCAGCACCUCAAGCACAGCCACAACGGCGCCAGCGGCAAAUGGACCAACACCCUGGAGAGCGCCUGCAUGAAGGAGGAAGCGCCGCACGAGGGCCUGCCCAGCAUCGGCGAGCAGCCCGGGGACCAUGCCGAGAGCGAGGGCAGUAGCAGCACCAAUGCUGCUGUGGUGGCGGCGCAUCACCCGCUGGAUGAAGUGAUGACAGGCGCUUGA
This is a messenger RNA of Ophidiomyces ophidiicola, 1266 nucleotides long. RefSeq lists its product as uncharacterized. The record is from RefSeq and is a predicted model, not a curated record. Lineage: Eukaryota; Fungi; Ascomycota; Eurotiomycetes; Onygenales; Onygenaceae. The transcript is spliced from 3 exons. The coding region runs from base 1 to 1266 and encodes 421 amino acids.